Messenger RNA from Mesorhabditis spiculigera, 1593 nucleotides. NCBI's taxonomy places the organism in Eukaryota, Metazoa, Nematoda, Chromadorea, Rhabditida, Rhabditidae. The record is from the annotation of a GenBank genome assembly.
AUGCAGCAAUACAUGCCAGAAAUCUGCUGGCAUGACCGGAAGGGUAUUCUUUCUGUGGAUUUUCAUCCGUUAGUGAAGGAUGGGCGGUAUCGGAUUGCUACCUCAUCGAUGCAGAAAGAAGUUCGAAUCUGGGAAUUCGGCUAUGUGAUGCCCAGGAAUGAGCACGUUGUGGCCUUUCUAGCAAACAUGGCCUGUCAUAACACUUCGAUCAACGUUGUUCGCUUUGCGCCCGUGGCAACUGAAAAUUUACUUGCUUCUGGUGAUUCGGAGGGCCGCAUUGUGAUUUGGAGUCUUUCGGACCAGCCACCGGCGCCGACACCAGACGAUGACAUGCCUGUGAAUAAGGAAAAUUGGGUGAGACAACGUGUCCUAAACCACGAGGAAGACGUCUCGGCUCUCGUCUGGAGCCCUGACGGUAAAAUGCUGGCUAGCGUCGGCCAUGAUUGUAACUUGUUGGUUCACGAAGUGAGCACCGGGAAGCGCACAAUCUGCCUGCGGAACCUGCGCAACUUUCCCAAUGGAAUCACCUGGGACCCAAGAGGGAAAUAUCUGAUUACCCUGUCUAAAGAUCGCAAGAUGGAUAUCCUUGAUUGCGUAAAGGGAACUAAGUUGAAAUCAAUUGCCAUGGCCGAGCUUCCGGCACGGAGUAUUGGUGGAUUGCACGCCGAAGCCAAACCAUAUCGCCUAUGGCACGACGACCAACUCGCCAGUUUCCAGCGAGGGCUACAAUUUUCUCCGUGUGGCGAGCUGAUCGUGUGUCCAGCCGCGCAACUCGAAGUCGGCACACAAGACGUUUUCGGCGUGUGGAUUUUUAAGAGGACCGAAAUCGAUAAAGAAAAGCCGUUCGCGUUGUUGCCGACCGAAAAGGCGACGUUUGUUGUACGGAUGUGCCCCGUGAUAUUUAAACUGGUGGACGGGGAAAAGCAGAAUUAUUCAGGUUUACCCUACCGCAUCAUCUGGGUGGCACUCACGGUCUCGCAAAUAUAUUUCUUCGACUCGCAACAUAUGCAAGCGAUUGGCUACAUCGACAACAUUCACUACAACAGUCUUACCGACGCGUCCUGGAGUUCCGACGGGCAACAGCUGGUCGUUUCUUCGCUCGAAGGGUACAACAGCUUCUUCCGGCUGACAAUGUCAGAAUGGGGCGAAGUGUUGGCCGAUGAGCAGCGCCCACCACCCCCACCUUCCCCACAGUUGAUCAAGGUCCGGAAGCGCAAAGUGAAGACGAAAGAAGAGGCGGGAGGCGACGAAGAGCGAUCCAGCGAGACGGACAACGCCCUGUCGCACGCGAUGACACAAGGGACACCGAAACAUGAAACGCCGAAAACCCCAAAGACCCCGAAAGCCAAACGUCCCGCCAUUGCCUCCACGCCAACCAGCACGCCGAAGUUAACAAAGUUCUUUCCGCGUCCGCAGGAGAAAACGGCCGAGAACAAUGAGGCCGGCGCUGCCCAGCCGGAACCCCAAGUAAUAACCAUCGGAGACGAACAAACCGAGAAUUCGGCGUCCACCGCGGCAAAGGACGAUGACUCAUCUGUGCAAUUCAUCGAAGUACGCCGGCAACGCCGUGUUGAACUAACGACCAUUGAACCC